Molecule: messenger RNA, 1409 nt
Organism: Notodromas monacha
Lineage: Eukaryota; Metazoa; Arthropoda; Ostracoda; Podocopida; Cyprididae
Source: the annotation of a GenBank genome assembly
AUUUAUUUGCCUUUUUCCCCCUUUCAUCGUUAUGCGCAUUCCCCGCACUUUUACCUGCACUUGCUUCUUGGAGUUCUUGAGAAGAUAAACAUGUAGCAAGUGCUCUUAGCCAGGACAUUCGCCACACCUCAGUCCAGCUGAGGGCCAUCAGUAUUUACUGUUAACAGCUGAUUUAAUGCAAUAGCAAUAUAUAGACACAGACAUCCUGAAUAACAUCCUGGACUGGGUUUGGCCAUGUCUGGUUCAAAAGUGGCUCAUUCCUGCUGAGAAAGGGGCUUCUCAAAAUAGCAGAAACCAGUAAGGGACAGCUGUUGUUGGAAUUUGAGGAUGAAAACUUUCUUCAGCAUCACACAGAUUGUGAUAUUUUCCAUGGAUGGUAUCAAAUAGAGUUGAACCUCUCCAAGUCAAAUUUCAAAUAAGGACCAGCAAAAAAAGCAACGUAGAGAGGCUGUUGAGGAUCAAAAAAUCAUCAACAAAGAAGAAAUUUAUCAAGGAAAAAAUGGGACAAGUACCCAGAGUAAUCGAUGGCAUCGAGUACGAUAUUGCAACUGACGACGAUGCGCAAGAAAUUGCAGAACUUUUCAUCAGUGACUUUUGUCUAACUGAGCCACUCAACAAAGCACUGAAGGUCACUCAAUUCGAAGCCAGGACCCCAGUAGAAUUUGGCGUGAGGAAAGUGAUCAAAGACGGCAUCAGCGUGAAAGCAACCGAUAUUUCGAGCAAAAAAAUAGUUGCUGGUCGUUUGUCAAUGAUUGUUGAUUCUGCCAAGAAGGGAGAAGACGCUGUUGCACUUCGGGAGAUUUUCCAGGUUGUUCCGGAACGUCUUCAUCCCCUUAUUAAUUUUGUCACUCAAGUUGCCAGCGCAGAAAUGCCCGAUAUUUUCCAAAAAUUUGGAGUUGACAAGUAUGUCGAAUUCAUGGCUGUGAACGUGAACGUUGACUACAGGGGAAAGAGAAUUGCACAAAACAUUUUGAACGUGGCUUAUGAUGUCUGCCGAAGCAAGGAAUUUCAUGUUGUUAAAGUUCUUGCAACAAAUCCGAGAACUGCGCACAUUUUCCAGAAACAGGGCUUUGAAAAGGUCGCAAGCUACAAGGUUUUGGAUUACAUUCACGACGGAAAAUCCUAUUUCGAAGGGAUUGAAGAACUUGAAAUUGCAAAAACCUUCCUUAGAGACCUGCGCACUGCUCAAUAGUCGAAUAUGACUGUAACCCGCUGUUUCAACUGAAACCAGAUGAUUAAUUAUUUCAUUUUUGUUGUUGAAAAUUUGGGGCGUUCAUUCGUGCGAAAUGGUGUGAAUGCGAAGAGCUUAUCAAUUAUGAACGACACCUGUUUUCAACGCAUGAAGCUCAAUCUCGUAUGGUUUCUCCUUGAACAAUAGGUGUCUGGAAAUGCACACUUUAUCGCAAUUA